UAUGACCCUGUCGUGCAUCACAUCCAGUCACAUUUAUCGUCUUUUGUCUUGGUCUUGGUCUUGGUUUUUGAGACGAACACAGACAUGCGCUGAAUUUGAUGCGUCGUUGUUCUUCCACGGCGCAUCGAAGCUGGUUCAGCGCGAGAUCGAUCAGGGCCUAGCCUGUCCCGCCCUGACGUUAGAGUCAGUGAUAUCUCGAGAAGCUACCUCCUCCUGCUGAGGAGAGAGUGAAGCCACAACAGGCGCCAUGGCCGACGACACGCCACAUCACACGAACUCGCCUGACCACGCGCAGCAACCGGACCGCCCCACGAACGGCCCCUCCCCCGCAUCUGGUCCCACACCGAACCUACGAUCAUGCGUCACUUGUCGCCGAAGAAAAGUCAAGUGCGAUAAGAAGCUCCCCUGCUCAAAUUGCGUGCGCGGUAGAAUUGAGUGUGUCUUUCCUGGCCCUGGUCGCGCGCCGAGAAGGAGCCGAAAACCGCAAGACAGCGAACUCCUCGAGAGACUCAGGCGCUUAGAGGGUGUGGUAUCGAGCUUGAAUGCCCAAGUCGAGGGACACGAACAAGAAGCUGCCGAGCAGGGCAGGCAUACACCACAGAGCAGCACACGCGAGCAGCAGAGUGCUUAUCACGAACAUGGCAGUACACAUGGCAGCCCGAACACGGAGGUCGAUGCGAGCGUAGAUGCACUAGCAACUCGCUUUGAUAGGUUGGUGGUCGAGAAGGGCAGAAGUCGGUACAUUGCGAACGGCUUAUGGACGAGUCUGAAUAACGAGGUGGAAGACCUCAAGGCGAUUCUGGUUGAGCCAUCCGAUGACGAAGACGACGCCAACACCCCAGACGCAUCCCACCACUCGUCGCAACACCAAGGUUUCAUCUUUGGCUACAGCUCUACAAAUGUCGAUUUGAGUUUGCUGCGUCCUCCACCCGACCAAGCAUGUCAGUUCUGGGAGAUAUACAAAGAGAGAGUCGAGCCGUUGCUCAGGGUGUUGCACGUCCCCACCUUCGAGCGUACUUUACACGAUGCUGUAUUGCAUCCUAACAAGAUCAGUAAAGCUCUGGAAACCCUCUUGUUUGUGGUGUACUAUGGUGCCAUUACAAGCUCGACUGAUGUAGAAUGCAUGGACAAAUGGGGAAAAGAUCGAAAGACCCUUCUCAACCAAUAUCGCUUCGGACUCGAGCAGGCGCUGGCCAGGGCGAAUUUUUUGUAUUGUAAUGAACUGGUUGUUCUACAGGCCUAUGUCAUCUUCCUGGCGCUACUUCGAGGAAACGACGACCCCCGGUUGCUUUGGACCUUGGUCGGCCUGGCUACACGCAUUGCGCAAACCCUCGGUAUCCAUAGAGACGGCACCCAGUUCCAGCUCCCGCCUUUUGAGGUCGAAAUGCGCAGACGGCUAUGGUGGCAGAUCUGCUCUCUUGAUGGGCGGUCAACUGAAGAUCAUGGCAUUAGUUCCAUGUUCUUUGAAAUGAAGUUUGACGCCAAGAUGCCUCUUAAUAUCAACGACUCCGACCUUGAUCCGGAUAUGGUUGACUUCCCUGAAGAACGGCAAGGCUUCACAGACAUGUCGUUGUGUCUAUUGCGCUAUGAUGCCUUUGUGCUGGUGCGUCGCAUACUGUCCAUGUCGAGUGAGACCGGCAAAGCUGCGGAUGUCGCUCUUGCAGAUAAGGAAAAGUACAUCAAUGACUGCCUCCAAAAGAUGGAGAUCAAGUAUUUUAAAGACUCUGAUAUGUCUGACCCUAUAUGCUGGGUAACUGCUACGUUGAUGCGUCUGGUAUUUAGUAAACUUUGGUUAAUGGGUUUUCAUCCACCUCUGCGAAAAGAUGAUGGUUCAUCCCACUCCCAAGAAACGAAGGACAAGCUCUUCAUAACCUCUCUGGAGGUGAUGGAGUGCUCUAUACUCUUAGAAUCCGAAUCGAAAACCAUGAAAUGGAGCUGGCACUUUAACACCUGGAUCCAAUGGCAUGCUAUCGCGUUCCUGCUGUCUGAGUUGUCCAUCCGAACCAGGGGUGCAGCUGUAGAAAGAGCGUGGCGCGCCCUCGAAGCAACCGCUCAUCAAUGGUGGUGUUCGCCAAAUGACUGCUCGUCGACCCGCAAGCAAGGACUGGUGUGGAAACCCAUAAAGAGACUGAUGAUGAAAGCCCGGGCAGCGAGAGAGAGGGAGCUCGCACUCGAACGGGCAAGCCAGGAACUGAAAAACGGCCCGCUCUUGUUCCAACACGUAUCCAGCGAGGGCUCGACGUACGCACUUCCAACUUCGACAGAGCAACCCAGCCCAGAAAAUCUGGAUAGCCUGCUCAAACCGCUGGCACCUAGGCUGGGUGAAAACUCGGCUGCAACACCCCUGAGCUGGUCGGCUCAUAUCCUGACUACGGGUGCACCUGAACAGAUCAACAUGACCAACGACGCAAACACGAACAAUAUCAACCAUCACCCAACCUUCCCCGAUGUACUCAACUUCAACCUCGACAGUAUAGGCGUCAACCCCAUGGACGACAUGACACUCGACGGCACAUGCAUAACCAAUCCGAUGAACCGCUACCCGCCUCUCGCCCCAGCAAUGUCCCACAACACAUACCCCGCAAACAUGAACGGCAUGAACGACGCGAAUCUGCCGAACAACAUGAACAACAGUAUGAACGGCAUGAACGGCAUGACCUUCCCACCCGCCAUGAACACCGCCUUCCCCAUAUACGGCAGCAACGUCUUCCCCGCCAUGGACGACACGUCCCCCACCAUGAACGAGCUCGACUCGCCGAUCAUGGAGGACGAGAGUAUGGGCUGGACGGCUUGGGAUGAUAUGCUGAAUCAGCUGGGGAUUGAGGGGCAGGGCGGGAGUGGCGGGCUUGUGUCGUGGAUAUAGUGUGGGUUGGUGAUGGGUGGGAUGGGAUGUGACUCGACUCAAUCUUAUGCUUGGCGAUGGAUAGAUGGUGGAUUUUUUAUACCCUUGUAGCGGCGUGUAGUGGAGUAGAAGUAGAAGUAGAAGUAUGGAGAUGUGGAGAUGUGGAGAUGGAGAUGUAUAACAUGUACGACCAAUAUCCCCCUCUUGUAUACUGGAAUACAGUACAAUACGAUAGAACAGACCUCAUCUCCACAAAGCUCGCAAUAAACACCAC
Messenger RNA from Dothidotthia symphoricarpi CBS 119687, 3116 nucleotides. RefSeq lists its product as uncharacterized. The transcript has 4 exons. Gene Ontology annotation, molecular function: DNA-binding transcription factor activity, RNA polymerase II-specific; DNA binding; zinc ion binding. Gene Ontology annotation, biological process: regulation of DNA-templated transcription; DNA-templated transcription. The record is from RefSeq and is a predicted model, not a curated record. The coding region runs from base 248 to 2863 and encodes 871 amino acids. Lineage: Eukaryota; Fungi; Ascomycota; Dothideomycetes; Pleosporales; Dothidotthiaceae.